Molecule: messenger RNA, 1543 nt
Organism: Anguilla anguilla (European eel)
Lineage: Eukaryota; Metazoa; Chordata; Actinopteri; Anguilliformes; Anguillidae
Product: transmembrane protease serine 2-like
Exons: 12
Coding region: 97-1377 (426 amino acids)
Biological process (GO): proteolysis
Cellular component (GO): membrane
Molecular function (GO): serine-type endopeptidase activity; protein binding
Source: RefSeq, a predicted model, not a curated record
GCCCCUGCUGUUGCCCCUGCUCUUACCCCUGCUGUUACCUCUGCUGUUGCCCCGGUUGUUGCCCCUGCCCUUGCCCCGGCUGACACCAGCGUCACCAUGAGCAGCCCUAUGCCGGAGCAGGCAGCACCAGCGCGGUACAGAAAAGGAGUUAAUACAACUUGCUUUAAAUGGCUUGGGGCCGGAUUGGUCAGCGUGUUGCUGCUCCUGGUGGUUGCUGCUGUUCUGCUGUGGUACUUCUUGUCCUCCAGGUGUCUUUCCGGGUUGUCCUGCAAUGGCGGAGGUCACUGCAUCAGCGCCUCCCAGUGGUGUGAUGGGGUAAUUGACUGUCCGGGGGCGCAGGACGAGGCACAGUGCUUGCGGCUCUACGGCCCCCAGUUCAUCCUGCAGGCGUACACGGGCGCGAGCGGCUCCUGGAGGCCCGUGUGCUCCAGCGGCUGGGACGGGCGGUUCGGGACGGCGGCGUGCGGCCUGAUUGGAUACGACAGAGAGACGUACGUGACCUCUGAAGAGGUCGGCUUCUAUGACGCUGACGGGUACAUGCAGCUGAUAUACGGGUCAGACCCUGAUCUCAUUCUGCAGCAGAACCUUGUCAGCAGCGAAUCCUGUCCUGCCAAUCUCGUCGUCUCACUGCGCUGCAUUGAUUGCGGUACCCGAGUCCCCCCGGCUCGGAUCGUGGGAGGGGAGGUGUCCACCAAGGGGGCGUGGCCGUGGCAGGUCAGCCUUUGGGCUGGGUUUACGCACAUGUGCGGCGGGUCCAUUAUCACCCCCUACUGGAUAGUGACGGCAGCGCAUUGCCUGGAAACGUUUAAUGAUCCGAGUGACUGGACAGUGUACGCCGGACGCCUGGACCAGUACGACAUGUUCAGCGCCACAGGAAGCUCCGUCUCCCGCCUCAUCUCCCACGCGUACGACAGCUCAUCACAGACCAAUGACGUCGCUCUCAUGAAGCUGAGUCGACCACUUAAAAUGUCAGAUGUCGUGAAGCCCGUGUGUUUGCCGAACGCUGGGAUGGACUUCGUCGCCCCCAGAACGUGCUGGACUUCAGGAUGGGGAGCCAUACGCGAAAUGGGACCCUCCUCCCAGUUUCUGAGGGACGCCGAAGUUCCGCUGAUCGACAGGUCGCUCUGCAACAGCUCGCUGGUGUACGACGGAGCGAUCGCCGGCACCAUGGUGUGCGCCGGCUACCUGGAGGGCGGUGUGGACUCCUGCCAGGGUGACAGUGGGGGACCCCUGGUGACAGAAGAGGCGUCUGUAUGGUGGCUCGUAGGGGACACUAGCUGGGGCUUCGGUUGUGCCAGGCCCAACAAACCCGGUGUCUAUGGCAACAUGCCAGCCUUCUUGGGCUGGAUCUACGAACAAAUGCAGAACUACAGAUGAACAAACCUGUUGGAUCUCACCGCACACAAAUUGCCAAAGAAACUCCAGAAAGUCUGAUAUCUUUUUAAGAUUUCCAUUUCUUUUAGAUGAAGUAGGUUGUUUACUUUAUUCUCGUGUGUACUCUAGAGAGAUUUGAGUUUAAAUAUUUCCCUCCAUCAAUGGACUG